AUGGUCAACAUGGCUCAUGGUCAUCACCGUCACUCGCGCAUCGGCAAGCUAAUUAGCGCCAGGCGCCGCGCGGCUGUUGAUGAAGAUGCGGGCUCUGAUUUAUUGGAGGAUGAUCCAUUUCAAAAUUCCAUCCUCCCCGCAGUCAUACUUCCGGAUGAAAAUUGCGACUCGAAAAACUCUCUGUGUCUGGAGCAUGCCGUGAAUGAAUCUGAUCCAUUGCUUGAAAAGCGGGACGAGACGACCUCUGCCGAUCCGACUCUUAUUGAGACUGUAUUGCAGAUAGUCGAUGCUAGCUCACAUACUCUCUUUCAAUCGACCGCUACUGACUUUCCGAUGACGAUAUCAGAUUCUACGGGCGCCAGUUACACGCUACCGGGCUCGGACAGCUUGACUACGACUGCGAGUGAGACUGCAAGUGCAAGUGUCUCUAUAGAUUUAGGGCUAUUGACCUCGCCGACGCCUACCCCUGCUACCCAGCCAACAACGUCGCCGCUAUCCGAAACAUCAUUUUCAAGCAACUCCACGAUCUCAACUCAAACUUCUUUGACUACCACAAACUCCACAACUCAACUUACAUCAGCAUUAAGACAUACCUCAGCAACAGUCAUCAAUUCGCCUGGAUGGACUUCAACUCCACUCCUCGGUCCUUCUAGCUCUACGCCCUCUGUUACGACAACAUCAGCGUCAACGUCAACGUCAACGUCAACCCAGGUGCACAACUACUGGUCAUAUUCCAGCUCUGGCUCCGACUCCGGUUAUGACCCCAGCUCUGGUUCUGGUUCUGGCUCUGGCUCUGGCUCCACUUCCAGUUCCAGCUACUCAACGAUCCCGACCUCCAGCACAGACUACACAACCUCUUCGUCAGGUGUAUACGGAGGUGCUGAGUCAACUGGCUCAGCGACUGGUACCGGAUCCGCGCCAACUACAAGUGAAACGAACGCCUCGGGGGAUCCGACAAUCGAUCCCGAGACAUCUAAAAUCGUGGGCGGUGUAGUAGGAUCAGUUGCCGGUCUCGCCCUCAUUCUUUUCCUUAUCUUUUACUACCUCCGCCGCCGAGGAUUCCUUAUGGGCAAAAUGGGACGUCCCACCAUGUUAGGUGACGCGGCAGCGGGGGCUGGAGCAGGGGCCGGGUCUCGAGAAGUCGUCGAGCGACGUGAAAGCAACGAUCCCCUCUUCACAGCCUCAUACUUCGCCCCCGCCUUCAUGAAGAAAUGGCGCCAGUCAACGGCAACAGCGCGCUCUGGUAGCACCAUCGACUCUGCCCCCAGCGAACGCGGGUUCCAAAAGAUUUCCGGCAGAAAGCUUCCCCCUGUCUUCACCCACGGGGGCGACGGAUAUGGCGGCGGACUAGACGGCGAUUCCCCCACCAUCCCAGGCUUUACUCCCACCUCCCCAGCAACGGGACCAAUGGGAUCACCCUCCUAUGCUCCGCCCCCAACCUCGCAAUAUGGUGGCAUGCCCCUAGACUCAAAAUACACCCGCGAGGUCGAAGAACACACCCCACCCUUACGGUCUAACCCCGUACACCUUCCUAUCUCCAGUUCGGUCAAUGUUGCUACCCCGAUCACUAUCACACCGGCCCACCCCGUUGCGCAACCCCAGAGCGCAAUCCCCUUUGCGCCGCGGCCGGAUGCGCUCGGCCGCAGUUUGCAUAGUUUCGACGGGAGUCGAAGCAGCCGCUUCACUGAGGUUAUUGAUCCGUAA
This is a messenger RNA of Penicillium concentricum, 1704 nucleotides long. RefSeq lists its product as uncharacterized. NCBI's taxonomy places the organism in Eukaryota, Fungi, Ascomycota, Eurotiomycetes, Eurotiales, Aspergillaceae. The record is from RefSeq and is a predicted model, not a curated record. The coding region runs from base 1 to 1704 and encodes 567 amino acids. The transcript has a single exon.